Lachancea meyersii CBS 8951 is the source of this 846-nucleotide messenger RNA. NCBI's taxonomy places the organism in Eukaryota, Fungi, Ascomycota, Saccharomycetes, Saccharomycetales, Saccharomycetaceae. The record is from the annotation of a GenBank genome assembly.
AUGUCUAAAAUCGCUGAUUCGUUGGCAAGAAUCGCCAUCCCACUAGGUCUCGCCGCUUCGGGCCUACAGUACUCCAUGUACGAUGUGAAAGGUGGCUCAAGGGCAGUGAUCUUUGACAGACUAAGUGGUGUUCAACAACAAGUCGUCGGCGAGGGUACCCACUUUCUGAUCCCAUGGCUCCAAAAAGCAGUUUUGUACGACGUCAGAACGAAGCCCAAGAACAUUGCUACCAAUACGGGGACUAAAGAUUUGCAAAUGGUGUCGCUAACGCUUCGUGUCCUGCACAGACCCGACGUAAUGAAGCUGCCGCUCAUCUAUCAAAAUCUGGGGUUGGACUACGAUGAAAGAGUGCUGCCAUCUAUCGGAAAUGAAGUCCUAAAGGCCAUUGUUGCUCAGUUCGACGCAGCCGAACUCAUCACCCAGAGAGAAACGGUGUCGCAACGUAUCCGUCAUGAGCUUUCUUUGAGAGCCAACGAAUUCAACAUCAAGCUGGAGGACGUGUCGAUAACACACAUGACUUUUGGUCGUGAAUUUACCAAGGCCGUGGAACAGAAACAGAUUGCGCAACAAGAUGCAGAGAGGGCUCGUUUUGUGGUGGAACUGGCGGAACAGGAAAGACAAGCUUCUGUGAUUCGUGCAGAGGGUGAAGCCGAAUCUGCAGACUACAUUUCUAAGGCUUUGGCCAAGGCUGGAGAUGGGUUGCUUUUGAUCAGAAGAAUUGAAGCGUCCAAGGAAAUUGCCAAAACUUUGGCCAACUCUUCGAACGUGACAUAUUUGCCAAGCAACCACAGCGGUAGUGGCGAUUCUCAAAGUCCUAACUCUUUGCUCUUGAAUUUGGGCCGUUAA